GUUUGUUUUUAUAUUUAAAAGACUAUUUUUUGUUUGUUUUGUUUUCAAACAGGAAGCUCUGUGCAGGAUCAUCAGCACGUUGGCCAAUAAGAAUGAAGAGCUCCAAAACCUCCUGGAAACAGUCGACGCCACGCUGACGGGCCUGCAGGAGGAGUCUUGUAAGGUGAUGUCAGAGCUGGAGGCGGAGCUCGAAAAGUUGUGCUCUGCUCUGGAGGAGAGGGGGGUGUGGCUUCGUGAUGUCAUCAGAGAGGAGACGCAGCGGAAAGAGACGGAGCUUCAGAAGCAGCUGUCAGAGGGAAAGUUCGCUUUGCAGUCGUGUGGAGAACUGCUCGACUUCGCAAAUCAAACACUGACAAUAACCAAUGAAGAAGAAUUCCUAAAGGCUGCAAAACAAAUCAAAGAAAGGGUAACCAUGGCUCCAGCCUUUCGGCUGACGACUCGUCCGGUGGUUUCGGAGAACAUGGCAAAAUUUACCGUGGACUUCAGCACAGAGAGGGCGGGGCUUCAACGAAUUCACUUCCUGCCAG
Molecule: messenger RNA, 527 nt
Organism: Plectropomus leopardus (leopard coralgrouper)
Lineage: Eukaryota; Metazoa; Chordata; Actinopteri; Perciformes; Serranidae
Source: RefSeq, a predicted model, not a curated record